GGCUAUACAAGUGACAAUGCGCUCAUAGUAAUCUACACAAAACAUGGGUUUCAAUUGAACGUUCCUACUUUAGAUCAAUUUACAUUUUAUAGACGUGCGAUGAUAUUACAGUCUUUUGGUGUUGUGUUUUGUUAGUGGUGGUGAAAAUAAGUGAAAUCUAAACAUGUGAAUCAAACAUUUAUCGUUAAAUCAAUGAAGAUUCAUUGAGUUGCGUGUUUAAUUAAUAUUCAAAAACCGGUUUUAUAUGCGAGUUCUAUUCGCGUUAAGCAGCUAGUUGAAGACGCGAAUUUGUUUACAAUGGCAUUUUCACUUAAUAAAUUGAAAAAUAUUUUAAGCACAAAUAAGGACAGCCAGCUGGCAGGGAGUGGCAGUUUAGAACCAGAAAUUGGUUUUAAAUUGGCUCUACAUCCCGUAAAUAAAACAUUAUACGUGACCGUUAUCGGCGCCCGGCACCUCCCGUCAUUGUUUGGAUUAAGCCGUGCCCAUGGAUACCUCGUUAAGGUUAAAAUAUUCCCUGGUGACAGCAAAUAUGAAACGACAUUACAAGAGAGCUCCUGGCCGGUAUGGAAUGAAGAUUUUAAGUUCCAAAUUAAGCAAAAAGAUGCGAAAAAACCGACUGAUAAAGUUGACCUCCAAAGCCUCCUUGCGGGUUACUUCUUAUCGCUGACUAUUUACGCUAUAUUAGAACCUCCUAAACAGGAAAGUGAUAAAAAACGCAGCAGCAAAACUAUAGACACGAAAAAAUCAUCAAAAGUGACCGAUCAAGAAGAGUCUAAGCCAAAAUCCGGUUUCCUUGAAAAGUUUAAUAGUUUUAAAUCCACAAAAGCUGAAGCGAUAGCCCAGAAAUCAAUUUUAGAAAAAAGGCGGACUGUUGGCGCUGCGACGUGGAAUUUCGAUACAAAAUUGUUUCAGAACGAUCUCAAAAAUGGACUUACCGGUACUCCGGAUAUUUGGAGACCUAUAAAUGCGAUCGCAAGUGGACUUACAGCAGUUGAUGCAAGGAGGGAGAAUCGAAAGGGUCAGUUGGAGAUAACUCUUAUGUACACGGCGAGUGAGGACAGCUUCAAUGACGUGGUGCAGCUGACCGUCAACAGGCUGCGGUGUAGUGUGCAAACAAUGCAGGAACACGAACAGUUUAAAGCGCCGCUGUACCUUAAAGCAACCAUAUUAGAGGCGAAUAAAGCCGAAUGUUUUUGGAAAAGCGACAGAUUUGUUCCCACAAUAUCCGCCAGAUGGGAUCCGAAAUCUUCAACCGUGAAACUAACAGUUUUCAAAGCGAAUUUGAAUAAAGUCAGCAUUUACAUCAGCUUGGGGUGUAAAACGAAAAUGGCGAAGAAGGAAAUACUCGGCAAAGCGAUCAUCGAUGAGAAAUCUGCAUAUGCGGACAGCUGGAACGAGUGCCUGAGACAACCGGGGAUACCGAAAGUAUUCUGGGUCAACUUCGAGUAGGAUGCACGAGAAAAAUCUAUAAGACUAACGACGCAAAUCAACUCACAUUCAUGUAAAAUCUUUAUUAUAUCCAAUUCCGCACACUCUUUAUUUAUUUCGAAGUCCAAUUAAAUAUAUAAAACAAAUUAUUGUAAUCAGCUGGGGGACAGAUUUGUCUUCGGGUAGACCUCUCUAUUGGUUGUGAAUGACAAUUUCACGCUUAUUGAUUAGCGAUUAGUGAAAAAAAGAAUUUCACUUUGGAUAUUAUUGUACUUGUACACUAACUUGAUGUGAAUAAUUCUUAAAAUGUAUCAUUAUUGACACAAUGACAAUAUGUAGUUUGUAAGUUAUGUAAGAUUUCGUACGACACACAAAUAUAAUUUUACUAAUAUAUUUAUAUAAAAAA
Manduca sexta (tobacco hornworm) is the source of this 1834-nucleotide messenger RNA. RefSeq lists its product as uncharacterized. NCBI's taxonomy places the organism in Eukaryota, Metazoa, Arthropoda, Insecta, Lepidoptera, Sphingidae. The transcript has 4 exons. The record is from RefSeq and is a predicted model, not a curated record. Bases 298 to 1449 code for a protein of 383 amino acids.